Molecule: messenger RNA, 1636 nt
Organism: Talaromyces stipitatus ATCC 10500
Lineage: Eukaryota; Fungi; Ascomycota; Eurotiomycetes; Eurotiales; Trichocomaceae
Product: NADPH-adrenodoxin reductase Arh1, putative
Exons: 3
Coding region: 23-1636 (537 amino acids)
Biological process (GO): ubiquinone biosynthetic process
Cellular component (GO): mitochondrion
Source: RefSeq, a predicted model, not a curated record
AACCAACUCAAUCUUGCUGAAGAUGAAUUCAUCGCUUACGCUCUCCCUGUGCACACGAUGCGCACGACGGAGAUCACAGGUCCCUCAAAUACGGACUAGAUACCCACUAAGUCGAUACAGCACAUCUACCGCCACACUUCAUGAUCAUCCGUUCCGAGUAGCUGUCAUUGGGUCCGGUCCGGCGGGCUUCUAUGCUGCAUAUCGACUUCUCUCCAAAGUCAGUGAUGUGGUAGUUGAUAUGUACGAGCAAUUACCCGUGCCAUUCGGUCUAGUGCGGUAUGGUGUUGCGCCGGAUCAUCCAGAGGUUAAGAACUGCGAAGAAAAGUUUACAGAAGUCGCAACUUCUCCUCGAUUCAAUUUCAUCGGAAACGUCGCUGUGGGCUCUCAGUUGCCCUUUCAGACACUCAAGCCACAUUAUGAUGCUAUUCUAUUCGCUUACGGUGCGGCAAAGGAUCGCGAAUUGGGUAUUCCUGGAGAGGACGCCAAAAAGAAUGUUCUUUCAGCAAGAGCGUUUGUGGGUUGGUAUAAUGGGCUUCCAGAAUACCGCGACCUCGCUCCCGAUUUGACUGCCGGCGAGCACGCUGUGGUUGUCGGCCAGGGUAAUGUCGCUCUAGACGUGGCUAGGUUACUUUUGUCGGAUGUGGAUGCUUUGCGCAAGACAGAUAUUUCGGAGCAUGCAUUGGAGGAAUUAUCCAGGAGUAAAAUCAAGCGCGUGCGGGUUGUUGGAAGGCGCGGGCCAAUGCAGGCCGCCUUUACUAUAAAAGAAAUACGGGAACUUCUUCAACUUCCCUCAGUCGCAUUCGACGCUAUUCCAAAGGACUUUCUUCCUCCAGAAGACGUAGUCGCGAAACUUCCUCGAGCACAGAAACGGCUGAUACAGCUUUUGGCCAAGGGAUCUGAGACCAAUCGUAGCACUGCAAAGAAGAGCUGGUCUCUUGACUUCUUGCUUUCUCCCCAUUCUUUGCAUUGGUCACCAAUGUUUCCAUACCGGUUGUCUCAUGCAAAGUUUACUCGAAACGAAUUCGCAUCCUCCGACCCAUUCGUACCAGAUGCCAAGGUCAAACAACAUUUUCUGUCGAGUGGCCAGCAAGCGCAGGUCAAUAUUCCGUGUAAUAUAUUUUUUCGCAGUAUAGGCUACAAAUCUUUACCGCUGCCGGGGUUCGACCAUCUAGGAAUUGAAUUUGAUGGACGACGCGGUAUCAUUCCAAACGACGGGUUCGGCCGUGUUACAAGUUCUACUCCCACCGCGGAAGAUACUACGACACCGCUAGAUCAUAGACAUAUUUCCCAUUUGCCUGGACUUUAUUGUGCGGGCUGGGUCAAGCGUGGGCCAACCGGAGUGAUUGCAUCUACAAUGAUGGAUGCCUUUGGCACGGCCGACUCUAUCGCAGCAGACUGGGAAGCGCAUAAAUCAAGCAGUGAUGCCAAAAUCUCAUUCUUGAAUUCGACCUCUGGAAGCAGCACGGGUCUUGGAUGGGACGCUGUACGAGCAGAGGCCAUACAGAGAGGAUUAUCGCCGACUUCAUGGGGAGACUGGCAGAGAAUCGACUCUGCUGAAAAGGAGAGAGGAAAAGCAAAGGGCAAACCUCGGGAGAAGUUCGGCCGUGUAGAGGAGAUGUUGAGUGUUGUACGAUAG